AUGGCCGUUGACGCGUUUGCGAGUCUCAUAUCACCUUCGCCCAAAGGGAAAGGCUUGACGGAUCCGAUUCCAACUGUUGAGGAUAAAUGGGAACUCUUGCCAGCUUUUUUGAAAGUUAAAGGUCUCGUGAAGCAACACAUUGACUCUUUUAAUUACUUUGUAAACAUCGACCUUCAGAAAAUAGUAGAAGCGAACAAAUGGGUGAAAUCUGAUGUUGAUCCAAGGUUUUGGUUAAAAUUUGUAAAAAUUUCAGUAGGUUACCCAGAGCGACCCGACCUCUUGGAUCAACACAGAAUGUACACUCCACAAGAAUGUCGAUUACGUGAUUUAACCUAUAGCGCACCGAUUUUUGUGGAUGUAGAAUACGUGAGAGGCAAUGCUCGUGUAUUACAGCGAAAUAUACGAAUUGGACAGCUACCGAUCAUGCUUCGUAGCUCACAUUGUAUUCUGUAUGGUAAAAAUGAAACAGAGUUGGCUAGAAUGCACGAGUGUCCACUGGAUCCUGGAACCGAGAAAGUUAUUUUGAUACAAGAACAACUUUCUAAGAAUCGGAUAAUUGUGGAAAGUGAAAAAAAGGGCGCCGUCCAGGCUUAUGUUACAAGUUCAACACAUGAGCGAAAAAGUAAAACAUAUGUAGUCUCCAAACACGAUAAGAUUUAUCUUAAACAUAAUUCGAUAUCUAAUGAUGUGCCUAUUGUGGUUGCAUUAAAGGCAAUGGGAAUGUUAUGUGAUAAGGAAAUAGCACUUCUCGUGUGCGGGGACAACGAAACCUUUUUAAACACGUUUGCUCCAAAUAUCGAAGAAUGUGCUAGCCUAAAAAUCUUCACACAGAACCAAGCGCUCGAAUACAUCGGAAAAUCAAUCAAAGUGACACGAAAAAACGCGUCAUUAAAGAAUCCGAUUAUCGAUGAGGCACUCGAAAUUCUAGCGACAACAGUCUUGGCACAUGUACCGGUUAUAGACCUUAAUUUCCGGUCAAAGGCAGGAUCUUUAUUAUCUUUAUUAUUCGAAGAUUUAUUCAAAAAAUUUAAUUCCGAAGUGAAAACUAACAUCGACAAAGUAUUAAGGAAACCGAAUAGAGCACAAGAAUUUGAUGCAGUAAACUAUGUGAAAUAUCAUAGCGAUCAUAUCACAAAUGGUUUCAUUCGGGCAAUAUCCACAGGAAAUUGGACAGUAAAACGCUUCAAGAUGGACAGAGCUGGCGUGACGCAUGUUUUAAGUCGCCUAAGCUAUAUCUCAACACUCGGUAUGAUGACAAGAAUCACCUCACAAUUCGAGAAAACCCGAAAAAUUAGUGGUCCUCGAGCAUUGCAACCGUCGCAAUGGGGUAUGUUGUGCCCGGCUGACACACCAGAAGGUGAAGCAUGUGGUCUAGUAAAGAACCUUGCAUUGAUGACUCAUAUCACAACGGAUGAUGAGGAAGGUCCUUUAGCAAACUUUGUCUUUAAUCUUGGACUUGUCGAAGAUAUUAAUCUUUCUACUGGCGCUGAAAUUUAUGCAAGAAAGGCCUAUGUCAUUUUCUUGAACGGUAUCGUGCUUGGAAUUACCCGUCAAGCCGCCACAUUUGUCAAAAAUUUCCGAAAAAUACGUCGACAUGGUGGUAUAUCAGAAUUUGUGAGUAUAUACACAAAUCAUCACCAAAAAACCAUUUACAUUGCUUCGGAUGGGGGACGUGUUUGUCGGCCGUUAAUAAUCGUGGAAAAUAAAAAACCCAAAGUCACGCAAAAACAUAUUAAGAUGCUUAAACAAGGCCGCUGUGACUUCAAUUAUUUCCUAAGAAAAGGGCUUAUUGAAUAUUUGGAUGUCAAUGAGGAAAAUGAUUCGUUGAUUGCCAUUUAUGAGCGUGAGAUUAUUGACGAAACUACACAUCUUGAAAUAGAACCUUUCACUAUUUUGGGUGCUGUUGCGGGGUUAAUUCCCUAUCCUCAUCAUAAUCAAAGUCCAAGAAACACAUAUCAAUGUGCUAUGGGUAAACAAGCCAUUGGUGCUAUAGCAUAUAAUCAAUUCGAAAGAUUUGAUACACUACUUUAUCUGAUGGUGUAUCCUCAAGUCCCCCUCGUAAAGACGAAAACCAUCGAACUUGUUCAAUAUGAUAAAUUACCUGCUGGACAAAACGCUAUAGUAGCAGUUAUGAGUUAUUCCGGAUACGAUAUUGAAGAUGCACUAGUUCUUAAUAGAGCAUCGGUAGAUCGUGGAUUUGGUCGUUGUCAGAUGUUGCGUAAAUAUCCCUGUGUUCUCAAAAAAUAUUCGAAUGGAAGUUAUGAUCGUCUUGCUGACCCGCCGCCGAAAAAACCCGGGAAUAGCUAUAAUAAAUUUGAUAUUCUCGAUAUGGAUGGAAUAGCUGCAGUCGGUGAAAGAGUAUUUGAUAGACAGGUGUUGAUUAACAAGCAGUCGCCAACCAAUCUUAAUGAUAAUAUCGCGGCAGUUACCAAUACUGAUGGUCAAGCUAGUUCAUACAAAUCAACACCUACUUCAUACAAGUUUCCCGAACCCUCAUACAUUGAUAAGGUUAUCAUGACAACUACUGAAAGUGAGCAGACACUUAUUAAAGUACUAGUACGACAAACGCGUGUACCUGAAAUUGGGGAUAAAUUUUCUUCGCGUCAUGGACAAAAAGGUGUAUGCGGCAUUAUUGUGCCUCAAGAAGAUCUUCCGUUUACUGAUCAGGGAAUUUGUCCUGAUAUAAUUAUGAAUCCGCACGGAUUUCCGUCUCGUAUGACUGUUGGGAAAAUGAUCGAGUUGUUGGCAGGCAAAGCAAGCAUUCUUAAAGGAGAAUUUCAGUAUGGCACCGCAUUCAAUGGAAGUAAAGUCGAGGACAUGAGCAAAAUUCUUAUUGAGAACGGAUUCAGUUAUUCCGGAAAAGAUUAUCUCACAUCUGGGAUUACGGGAGAACCAUUGCAAGCAUAUAUAUUCUUCGGGCCUGUCUAUUAUCAAAAACUAAAACACAUGGUUGUAGACAAAAUGCAUGCACGUUCAAGAGGUCCUCGUGCAACCCUCACCAGACAACCCACUGAAGGCCGUGCACGUGAGGGUGGUCUACGUCUUGGCGAGAUGGAACGUGAUUGUCUAGUCAGUUAUGGUGCAAGCAUGUUACUAAUGGAACGACUGAUGUUGUCAUCAGAUGCGUUUGAAGUACAUGUUUGUGAAAAUUGUGGAUUGUUGGGUCAAGCACGAUGGUGUCAACAUUGUAAAUCUAGCAAGCAUGUGGUGAACUUACAAAUACCAUAUGCUACAAAAUUGUUGAUUCAAGAGCUUCAGAGUAUGAACAUUGCUACUAAACUAGUACUAGAAGAUUUUUACUAG
Molecule: messenger RNA, 3303 nt
Organism: Ambispora leptoticha
Lineage: Eukaryota; Fungi; Glomeromycota; Glomeromycetes; Archaeosporales; Ambisporaceae
Source: the annotation of a GenBank genome assembly